AUGGUGGAGUGGAUUCUGGUAAACAAUCACCAAGUGUCGGACAUUAUGCACUACCUUGACGAUUUUAUUUUGGCGGGCUCACCCGACUCUCCGAGGUGUGCGCGAGAUCUGUCAGUGGCGCUACAGGUCUGCACCAAUCUUGGCCUUCCUUUGCAUCCGGGCAAGUGUGAUGGCCCCUCUAGUAUAGAACUAGAUUCAGUCAACCGCGUAGCCCGGUUACCAGCAGACAAGUUGGCGAAUCUACGCGCACUCAUCAAUAAGUGGUCUUGCCUAGAUUGGUGCACCAGGCACGAUUUAGAAUCUUUAAUCGGCCACCUUCAUCACGCUGCUAAAGUAUUGUGGCCUGGCCGGGCGUUCAUCCGGCGCUUGAUCGAUCAACACCGAUGCUUCAGACAUGACAGACACCCAAUUCGCAUUAACAAUGAAACUCGUCGCGACUUGGCGUGGUGGCAACAGUUCUUGGAAUCUUGGAACGGUGUCAGCUUCUGGCUUUAUUCUGGUUUAGAAGCGACUCCUACGGUUAUCGUCACCUCUGACGCAGCAGGCGCCUUUGGCUAUGGAGCUUAUUUUGGGUCGGAGUGGUUUAAUGGGCUCUGGUUCGCCUCUCAGACCUCGCAGUCAAUAGCUUACAAGGAGCUCUUCCCUAUUAUUAUCGCAGCGCAUGUAUGGGGACACGGAUGGGGAAUUUCUGCUCUUGGCGCCUUGGGCUCGUCCUUCUCCUACUCCCAUCUCGGCGUGGCUUCUGGCAGAUAUCUCUCACCCUUAGAAACAAGGUGCUGGCGGUUCAUCUCCGAGGGACUUGCCCCGUCCACUCGUAAGUCGUAUGCUACAGGUCAGCGGAAGUUUGUCAACUUUUGCGCGCAAUUGGGAAAGCUCAACCCCUUGACCGGGUCUCCAUGCCCGGCGGAUGAGUGGACGCUUUGCUUGGUUGCGUCCUUUCUUGCGGAUUUUGUUCAGCUGUCGUCAAUCAAAGUUUACUUUUCUGGAGUUCGUGCUAUGCACAUUGAACAGGGGUUCCAGGACCCUCUUGCGGGCUGUUUACGACUCGAGAGAGUAUUGAGGGGCAUCAAAAGGGUUCGCGGUGUGAAUCCCUCGUCCCGGUUACCGAUUACCGAUAAGGUAAUGUAUACUAUCCACCGCCACCUGGACUUCAGGCUUCCAGACCACCUAAUGUUUUGGGCUGCCUGCUGCCUCGCCUACUUUGGCUUUCUGAGAGCAUCUGAGUUUACGGUAGACUCGUUGAACAGCUUCUCGUCACAGCGACACCUGCAGCCUCAGGACAUUACCUUAGAUUCCAUGUCGGCUCCCAUGUACAUACGUGUCAACAUCAAGGCCUCUAAGACUGACCCCUUUCGCAAAGGAACCUUCAUCUAUAUUGGUAAAGCCAGACCUCCCCUGUGUGCGGUUGAGGCCAUCCUAGCUUACUUGCACUUGAGAGGAGGUACACCGGGCCCUCUUUUUUUGUUGCAGUCGGGUCAGCCCUUGUCUCGGUCUAUCCUGACGUCUUGGUUGCGACAGAUUAUGCGAGCAGCAGGUUUCGCCGGUGAUUACUCCAGCCACAGAUUCCGUAUUGGUGCCGCCACCGUGGCGGCUAGGAAUGGGCUCUCAGAUCAUCUGAUCCAAUCUCUUGGCCGUUGGUCUAGUGACGCGUAUAAGGGCUACAUCCGUACCCCCGUAGAGGCGUUAGCAGCCGCUUCUGCUAGUUUGGUUUAAUAAAAGGUACUUCCUGUUCAUUCUGUGGUUGGUACUUGGUUUUGUAGAGAUCAGGAGGUCCCAUGGUAGCCGAGCCACAGUCCCUCCUUUUCAACUGUUUCAAGCACCUGGUUGGCGGGCAGCUGUGGCCCGGUUGCCAUGGUUCCCUGGGUAGCGCUUGGUCGGGCGACCAGUACGCGCUCCAAUACCUAACCCCAACUUAUCUGACGAUGAGUUUAAAUGUGUCUGAAUGAAAUUUAGACGAAGUUAAACCGAGUCACGGUCGCGCGCCCUGGGGCCGAAUGCCGUCCCCUGGUCAGGAGAACGACCACCCCGCGCCUUUCUUGCACUGGCAGCGUUUCGAGUGAGGCUAACCUAUAUGAUCCACGCUUUUUAGUCCCCACCCACCCUCCCAAAGCUAAUGUUAAGUAUAUUCCACUGAGAAAUCAGUGUGACGGGUAUCCCUUGUGGCGGGGAGCUGUGGCCCGGUUGCCAUGGUUCCCUGGGUAGCGCUUGGUCGGGCGACAAGUACGCGCUCCGAUACCAAGCCCCAACUUAUCUGACGAUGAGUUUAAACUUAAUUAGAAUUUAAUAAUUCUACAUACAAACCACAUUCAGCUAAUGAAGGGCCGCUUGGAUGACUAAUGUAGCUCCAAGGGAAAAGCGAACAGCGAACGAGGAAUGGGGGUAGAAGCAAGACAGAGAGAAGAAAGGAAAACCAUAUCUUCAUCGCAAAGUGAAUGAAACUUAUCUUGUGAAUGCAUAUAGAGCGAAUUUGUAGAGCUGGACGGACGGCAAAGGAGGGCGAUGACCUCGUGGCUUGCGAGCUCAUAUGAGACUGAAUUGCUAAUGAGUUUUUUACUUACAUAUCCUGCUUCGAGUCCAGUGAGAAUAGAAAAUUAAUCAUAAUAAAUAUUCGUUUGUAUGUCCCUUCCCUUGUCAUCAAAGCUAUAGAGGCACCUCUCUUUAAAGGAACUUUGUUUUUCUCUUGGAAUUGUGCAAAAUCAAAAAUGCAAGCUGGGACAUUAUUAUCAA
Molecule: messenger RNA, 2727 nt
Organism: Nematostella vectensis (starlet sea anemone)
Lineage: Eukaryota; Metazoa; Cnidaria; Anthozoa; Actiniaria; Edwardsiidae
Exons: 2
Coding region: 1-1713 (570 amino acids)
Biological process (GO): DNA recombination; DNA integration
Molecular function (GO): DNA binding
Source: RefSeq, a predicted model, not a curated record